AUAGCAUAGUAGAAGUGCUCGUAUAAGUAACCCAAAGAAAAGGAGAACAAAGGCUGCCGCAACCCUUCCCCAUUCUUUUACUCCCGCAUAAGACCUAGCUGCCAAGACGAAGCUCUCUUCGGCCGUGAGAACCAUAGACCAAAACUCCAUCACGACCAUUGGCCAAACCUGCGGGACAUAAUCACCAAUCAUCCAUCGAUCUAGCCUAAUCAAAUCAUCAUCGGACCCAUCCUCGUAUUGCUCAGUGGAAGAGGUUGUGGGAAGGCGAACGUCGGAUACAUUGCCAUUGAUCGCGAAGUCCUUUCCUUCGAUCGACACCAAAAAACCAUGAGUACGAGGUUAUAAGUGCGGAGAUCACUGGCAGGCAUAUUGAGAUAUCACACCGCAUCACGAGAGGAGGUAUUGCUUCUCGCCAAGUCGAGGCGAACGAUUUGAUUAGUAAGGUGCGUGGUUAAAGGGGGCUAAAGUAGUUCUGUUAUCAGUCUAUGCGUUUAAGUUCCUGUUAUGCAUUUCAGUUCUUGCUUAUGUUUUUGUUAUUGCUUUAUGCUUUCAUAUUAAGUUAUUUGUUUACGUUCAGUCUUUACGUUAAGUAAGCAUAGCAUCUUGAAACUUAAGUAAACAAUGUUAAGAGUCAAGCAAAUACAAGAUCAAUUAUAAGCUAAUUAAAGUGCAAGUUAAUAAGCUUAUAUCUUCCCAUAGUGCAGGAGAUCACCUAAGUAAGCUCGAACUUCUCAAGUGGAAUAAGCAAGUUAAGUAUGUUUCUCCAUCAUGUGAGAGGUUGUUUCAAGCAAACACAUAUAAGGUAUCAAGUUAGUAAGUAAGAAUAAGAACUCUCACUUGACUAGUCCCACGCGGUCACCCUACUCCUUGUAGAUGAGGGGUCAUGAUAUGUAUGUCACGAUCGGUGUCGGACGCGAUUACCAUUACUCCUUGUAGAUGGGGAGGUAUAUUAUGUUACUCUUGUAGAUGAGGAGAUUAUGUUCAUGAUACGUUGGUGAUGAACGGUUGUACUAGUUAAGUCGAGUGCGAGAUCCCAUCUCAAGUUAAGUAAGCGAAGAACACUAUAAGUAAGAAUAUGUUAAUAAUAAUAAUAUACUUCUACUAAUGUACCCAAUAACGUACCAUAAGCAUUGCAUGUGCAUAGUUGUUUGUUUACGUAUGAUAACGAAAUUAGGAUUAGGACUGACCCCAUUGCCCGCAUUUAGGAGUUGCAAAGGAAGUGGGAGCAAUCAGAUCGCUCGUUAGGAGGAAGCUGCUCGAGAUAUCAUCUUCACAAGGGUUAGUGAUUGUAGAAGAAUCCAAGUGAAUUCCUUAUGUAUUUUUAUUAGCAGGGUUGAGACUGAUGCUCAUUUAUGAUUUGUUAAAAAGGAUUUCGUACAGUGAUUUGAAAUUAUUUAUGUUGUUCUUUCCAUUUUGAGUUAUUUUGAUUACUCAAGGGCAUUUUGGUAAAAGUAGUGCUCGGCCGAGUUAGGGUGUUACAUUUUGGUAUCAGAGCCUCUCUGUGUCCCUCUUGAACAAUGGUGGGCAAAACUCAAUGAGGGCGUUCAGUCCCAAGGAGAGGGUGUAUGUAACACCUUAGGUAAAUCCCACAUCGACAAAGCACGGGAGAGAUCCAUGGUUCAUAAGUUAGAAAUCGGUCUUUAUUGACAAGACGCAUUUUUGGCUGAAAUGGAGGGGUUCUAGUGAGAACUCCGAAGUUAAACGUGCUCAGUGUGGAGUAUAACAAUGAUGGGUGACCUUAUGGGAAGUCAACCUUGAAUUGCACCCCAAAUCGAAUCCGUGCGGGUGUAGAGGCCCAGAGCAGACAGUAUCUUGUCGGGAAAAGGUUCGGGAUAUUACAAGUGGUAUCAGAGCCUGGUUCCCUCUAUCUGCACUUUGUAAGUGAGAUACUGGGAAUUCGGUCUUUAGGUUUCAACAAGCUUUAAGGGUUUUAACUUUUCAACCAAGUUUUCACGAAAACCUAAAAUCGUUUUUGAGCAUCCAGUCUUGUCUACUAGUAAUGUCCGAAGAUUUUGAUGCAACAUCGUUUCCUUAUGUAGUAGUAUGAAUGGAGAGAGCUCUCAAUAAGUUGGUGUUCGACAUCCACCUCCGAACUACGAUGCACUUAGGAAGAUGGGUGUCAAGGACUUUGAGGGAUCUUCCGACCCUGAUAUGGUUGAUGCAUGGCUUUUGAAGCUCUCCCGCACCCUAGACGAGCUGCACAUCGAUAACCAUGAGGACAGGAUCGCCAUGGUUGUCCACAUGCUCCAGGGAACUGCUAGAGAUUGGUCGCACCUCCAACCGGAGAGUGAAGUGGUACCACUGGAGAUCACCAGGAACCAGUUUGUGAAGAUGUUCCUCGAUGAGUACAUCCCCCAAACAGUCCAGGAAGAUAAGAGGGAAGAUUUCAUGAAGUUGGAGCAGCAGUAGGGGCAGAGUGUCACGGAAUAUAAGAAGCUGUGCAAGUAUGUUGAUCCCGUGUAUCAGACUGCAGCAGGGACGCGAGAUCGUUAUUUUUGGGGUUUGAGGGCAAAACUGAGAAAAUAUAUGGGAGAAGUAGAGAGGGCAUCUCAAGCCACUGCAUACCGAGAUGCCCUUCACAUUGAGAGGGACGAGAAGAUGGCUGAACAUGAGAGGGAUGCGAGACUCGGUACGAAGAAGAGGAAGGAGUUAACCAACUUUGGAGUCACGACUUACUCGACCCAACCUUCCAAGCGGGGAUCUGGUUCAUCUAGCCAACAUCAGUUCUGGAGCCAGGGGAUCUCCACAAGAUAUGCACUGGCACAACAGCUAUAUCCACUAUGCCCGAAAUGUGACAAACGUCAUCUAGGCGAGUGCAUGCGUGAUAUGGGCGUUUCUUUCGAGUGUGGCGAGCCAGGACAUCAAAAGUGGAACUGUCCAUGACUUGCGGAUCGUACAAAGGUUAUCUCUGAGCCCUCAGUCGGUGGUGGUAAAGCACAAUCAGGAAGUAGACUGAAUGGUAGGACUAACGAAUUGAGCAACGACAAUGGUGGACGUUUCAAUAGCAACAACACCCGACAUGUCGGUCACGAUAAGAAUCAAAUGUCAAAAGCUGGUGGGCAACCUAGAGUCUUUUCCAUGGAAAAGAUAGAGGGUUUAUAUAAUGAAGAUUUAAGGGAGGAACCCACGCACUGAAGUAAUUAUGUGGGUGAUUGAAGAGGUGAUAAGAGGGAAUCAUCCAAACUUGUUCUUGACUAUAUGAAUCGAUUUUUUUUACUAUAGUUAUGAUCGGAUAGUAGCAUUAUAAUGUUAGCAGUAAUAACGGAGACCGUUAUGACCUCAAUUUCGAGGAUGAAAUUUUUCUUAAGUGGGUGGGAAAUGUCACACCCGGUACCUAGUUUUUUUUAGAAUUUCUAAAUUGCCCUCUGUCAAUUGACUAUUGUAAUUAAUAUAUUUAACCUAAUCCACCCCACCGUCUAUCUCCAUAUGUAUAUAUAUACAUAUAAGUAAACCAAAGAAAAGGAGAAAAAAGGCUGCUGCAACCCUUCCCCAUUCUUUUACUCCCGCAUAAGACCCAGCUGCCAAGGCGAAGCUCUCUCCAGCCGUGAGCUCCGUAGACCAAAAAUCCAUCGCGACCACUGGCUAAACCUGCGGGACAUAAUCACCAAUCAUACAUCGAUCUAGCCUGAUCAAAUCACCAUCGAUCCCAUCCUCGUAUUGCUCAACGGAACCGGCUGCGGGAAGGCGAGCGUCGGAUAAUACAUCGCCAUUGAUCGCGAAGUCCUUCCCUUGGAUCGACACCAAGAAGCCACAAGUACGAGUUUAUAAGUGAGGAGAUCACUGGAAGACAUAUUGAGAUAUCACACCGCAUUAGGAGAGGAUGUAUUGCUUCUCGCCAAGUCGAGGCGAACGAUUUGACUAGUAAGGUGUGUGGUUAAAGGGGGCUAGAGUAGUUUCGUUAUCAGUCUACGUUUAAGUUUCUAUUAUGCAUUUCAAUUCUUGAUUUAUGUUUAUGUUAUUGCUUUAUGCUUUCAUAUUAAGUUAUUUUUUUACCUUCAGUCUUUACGUUAAGUAAGCAUAGCAUCUGGAAACUUAUGUAAACUAUGUUAAGAGUCAAGCAAAUACAAGAUCAAUUAUAAGCUAAUUAAAGUGCAAGUUAAUAAGCUUAUAUCUUCCCAUAGUGUGGGAGAUCACCUAAGUAAGCUCGAACUUCUCAAGUGGAAUAAGGAAGUUAAGUAUGU
Linum trigynum is the source of this 4181-nucleotide messenger RNA. Lineage: Eukaryota; Viridiplantae; Streptophyta; Magnoliopsida; Malpighiales; Linaceae. The record is from the annotation of a GenBank genome assembly.